UGAGCUGAGGGGCGGCGGCGGCGGCAAAGAGAGGCCGGCCGAGGACUCGCGGUGGCCGGCUCCCAUCCUCUCGCUGGCCAAGAAAGCCUCGGAAAACUUAGCAGCCGGCUAUGGGAGCGCCCUGAAGUCCGCAGCUUUGGUAGGACUCGUGCCCAAACCGCUCAGCAAUGACAGCCCAGCCAACCCAACAGCCAAAUUCCACAUGAUGGAAGAACGUUCAAAUCUCAUGAACAUGAUGAAAUUGAGUGUUAAAGUCUUAAUCCAGUCAGCUCUGAGUUUGGGUCGGACCCUUGAUUCAGACUUCCCUCCUCUGCAACAGUUCUUUGUUGUGAUGGAACACUGUCUCAAGCAUGGACUUAAAGCUAAGAAGAGUUUCAUUGGACAGAACAAAUCAUUUUUUGGACCUUUAGAGAUGGUGGAGAAACUUUGUCCAGAAGCAUCAGAUUUAGCAACAAGUGUCAGAAAUCUGCCAGAGUUAAAGACCCCAAUUGGAAGAGGCAGAGCUUGGCUUUAUCUUGCUGUGAUGCAAAAGAAACUGGCAGACUACCUGAAAGUACUCCUGGACCACAAGAAUCUAUUGAGUGAAUUUUAUGAACAGGAUGCCUUAAUGAUGGAAGAGGAAGGAGCUGUGAUCAUAGGUCUACUUGUGGGACUGAAUGUCAUUGAUGCAAAUCUCUGCUUAAAAGGAGAAGAUUUGGACACCCAGGUUGCAGUGAUUGAUUUUUCCCUGUACCUUAAAGAUACACAAAACAGUGACAGUAGCAAAGAAGAUGGAGGCAUUACUGCUGUGCUUGAUCAGAAACAUUAUGUAGAAGAACUUAACCGCCAUCUAAGUUGCACUGUUGGAGAUCUGCAGACCAAGAUAGAGUGCCUAGAGAAGACCAAUUCAAAGCUCCAGGAAGAGCUGGCAGCAGCAACUGAUCGGAUCAGGGCACUUCAGGAAGAGCAGCAGGAGCUGAAGCAAGAAAAUGAACUAAUCCGUGAACGAAGCGAAAAGCAUGUCGAGGUAACAAAACAGGACACCAAAGUUGAACUGGAAACAUACAAGCAGUCACGGCAAGGCCUGGAUGAAAUGUACAGUGAUGUCUGGAAGCAACUGAAAGAGGAGAAAAGAAUCCGAACGGAGCUGGAAAAAGAGCUGGAGCUGCAGAUUGGAAUGAAAACAGAAAUGGAAAUUGCUAUGAAGCUCCUGGAGAAAGAUACUCACGAAAAACAGGACACUUUGGUGGCACUUCGCCAGCAGCUGGAGGAAGUUAAAGCUAUCAAUUUGCAGAUGUUUAAUAAAUCUCAGAAUGCAGAAGGUUCGUUGCAGCAGAAAAGUGAAGCGAUAUCAUCCUUUGAAGGCAAAACGGAUCAAAUGAUGUCUUCUGUCAAGCAGAUGGAGGGCAGAUUGCAGCAUGCAGAAAAGGCCAGGCAGGUCGCAGAAGAAAAAAAUGUCAAACUGAAACAAGAACUGGGUGGCAAAAUUGUGACCUUGAAACAGCAGCUAAUCCAGCUGGAUAACAAGUGUUUAACUCUUGAGAGAGAAUUAAAAUCCGAGAAAGAGCAGCGGCAGACCCUGCAACAUCAGCUGCAUCAAGAGAAGGACACUACAGCUUUGCUAAAAACAGAACUGCAGCAAGUGGAAGGGUUAAAAAAAGAGUUGCGAAAACUGCAGGAAGAGAAGCAGCAAUUGGAAAAGGUCUGCGAAGAACAGGAGCAAGCCCUUCAAGAAAUGGGGCUUCACCUUAGCCAAUCCAAGCUUAAGAUGGAAGAUAUUAAAGAAGUCAAUAAAGCAUUAAAGGGUCAUACAUGGCUAAAAGAUGACGAAGCAACACACUGUAAACAAUGUGAGAAGGAAUUUUCCAUUUCAAGAAGAAAGCACCACUGUCGAAACUGCGGUGACAUCUUUUGCAACACUUGUUCCAGCAAUGAACUUGCACUUCCAUCCUAUCCAAAGCCUGUAAGAGUUUGUGAUACUUGCCACACUUUACUGCUUCAGAGAUGUUCAUCUUCUUCCUAAGACAUUGGCUUGUCUACAGGAAAAUCAUUUAAGACCGAGAAUGAACCAAAUGUUUGCUUUUUUGGGAAUCUAAAUGCCACCAGUAUGUAUCACACAACUUUCUUAUGGUACUGUUUCCCAUGAUAGAAUGGGACGAGGUUUAAUUUAUACAAAUUGGGCUUACAAAAAUAAUAAAAAUUGUUAAUGCAUAGAAUCUGCCGAGAUAACUCUAAAUGUGCUCAAUGUGCUGCAGUCUUGAGAUGCGGUCAUACUUCUGGUUUUGUUUUUAAGAUGUAAAAAGCUAUCGUUUGUACUUUUA
Messenger RNA from Lacerta agilis (Sand lizard), 2300 nucleotides. RefSeq names its product RUN and FYVE domain containing 1 (gene RUFY1). The record is from RefSeq and is a predicted model, not a curated record. Gene Ontology annotation, biological process: regulation of endocytosis; protein transport. Bases 203 to 2002 code for a protein of 599 amino acids. The transcript is spliced from 18 exons. Gene Ontology annotation, cellular component: cytoplasm. NCBI's taxonomy places the organism in Eukaryota, Metazoa, Chordata, Lepidosauria, Squamata, Lacertidae. Gene Ontology annotation, molecular function: metal ion binding.